AUGGAAGAUCCGGAUAGAAUAAGUGGCGUCGGUAUGAGGAGGAGGAAGGUACGUGAGGAUGAGCCACAGGAGGAACAAGUCAUAACUACACAAGUUAAAGAAAGCGACGACAUAUUAAUAAAUGAGAAGAAUGUUUCUGUUGUGAGACAGGAACCUUCCCUUGAAAAUGCCCCUCGAGGAAGUAGAUAUAAUCCCACAGGUAAAACCUUUAAUAGAAACAAAGAUGAUAAUAUAGAUAAACAACGCAAAUCGAGGUAUAAUCCUAGCCCGUUGACUGAAGAAGAAAAAUAUAAAUUAUGGAUCAAACAACUCUCCGACUUAGAAAGAAAAUUGAAGAAGUAUGGAUGGGAUCACUUGAGUCACAAAGAUCAAGAUGAACUUGGUUUAAAGAGAGAAUUGAUUGAGCUUUAUGAACAGAGGAAAAGGGAUGACGUAGAUGGUUUCAAACUUGGCCAUGUUGAAAUAAACAGUGAUAACAAGGAUAAUAAUUCAACGAGAGAAAAACAAAACAAGAAGAAUGAUGAUAAAAGGACGCGACAACAGAUGUGGGAGGAACAACAAAUGGGGUAUGCUGUUACCAAAGCUAACAUAGAUGAAAUAUACCUUCCAGAAUCAGAGAAAUAUGAUUAUGUAUUUGAUCAAGAAGCAACCAUAGAUUUUACCAACGACUCGAACGAUGUACUGGCCGACAGCAAUGAAGAGGAGGAGGAAAGUUCAGAGGAAGAAGAUGAAGAAAAGAAAAUGUUACUAACACAGUUGGAAUCAGAAGCCACUAGAAUCAAAAAUAUUGGGGAGUCAAGAAGACUACUUCCUGUGUAUGCAUAUAGGAGUGAGUUAAUGUAUGCAAUCAAAGAAAGCCAAGCUUUGAUUAUUGUUGGUGAAACAGGUUCCGGUAAGACCACACAGCUUCCUCAAUACUUGGUUGAAGAUGGUUAUACAGAAGGAGGUAAAUAUCAGAUUGCGGUCACACAGCCACGUAGAGUUGCAGCAAUGUCUGUUGCAACAAGAGUUUCAGACGAGAUGAAUGUUGUUCUUGGUACGGAAGUUGGUUACUCCAUUAGAUUUGACGAAAAGACAACCCCAGGUAAGACUAUCUUGAAAUAUAUGACAGAUGGUAUGUUACUAAGAGAAGUUCUCACUGAUCCAGAACUUUCGAAAUACUCAUGUAUUAUGAUUGAUGAAGCACAUGAGAGGACAUUAGCUACUGAUGUCCUUCUGGGUCUCCUGAAGAACAUAAUGAAACAAAGAAAAUCUUUGAAGUUAUUAAUUUCAUCCGCGACAGUUAAUGCUAAGAAAUUUUCUGUAUUUUUUGGAGAUUGCCCUAUAUUUAAUGUUCCUGGUAGAAGGUAUCCUGUUGAUAUCCAUUACACAUUGCAACCAGAAGGUAACUACAUUAAUGCAGCGAUCACAACAAUCUUCCAAAUUCACACCACUCAGGCACUAAAGGGUGACAUUUUACUUUUCCUAACAGGUCAAGAAGAAAUUGAAAAUACUAAAGAAAAAAUAGAAGAAAUUGCAUCAAAACUAGGAUCAAGGAUCCCACAACUACUAAUUACACCUAUUUUUGCUAAUUUGCCACAAGAGCAACAGGCAAAUAUAUUCCAAAAGACCCCUGAAAAAUGUAGAAAGGUGGUACUUGCGACAAAUAUCGCUGAGACAUCGUUAACCAUUGAUGGUAUUAAAUAUGUCAUCGAUCCAGGUUUUGUGAAGGAAAAUUCAUACAUCCCGUCAACAGGAAUGACCCAGUUGUUGACCAUCCCUUGUUCAAAAGCAUCCGUAGAUCAACGGGCUGGUAGAGCUGGUCGUGUUGGGCCAGGUAAAUGCUUUAGAUUAUUUACCAAAUAUUCUUAUGAAAAUGAAUUAGAAGCUAUGCCACGACCAGAAAUUGUUAGAACAAACUUAUCAAACACAGUACUAUUGUUAUUGUCUUUGAAUGUUAAAGAUCUGCUUAAUUUCCCAUUUCUAGAUCCUCCUCAGAUUUCAACAUUGACCAAAUCGCUGGAAAAUCUAUAUAUUCUGGGUGCUUUAAAUAGUAAAGGUCAGAUCACCGAACUUGGAAAAAUGAUGUGUGAAUUCCCUUGUGAGCCAGAGUUUGCAAAAGUGCUACAUUCUGCAGCUACUCAUCCGAAGGCUGGAGGUGUAUUAGAACAAUGUCUAAGUAUAGUUUCAAUGUUCCAUGAGACGACUUCUAUUUUCAUUGGCAAUAAGAAGGAAGCUACGUCUCAUAUUGUGAGCGAUAUUAGUAGUGAUCAUUUAUUGUAUCUUAAAAUCUACGAGGAUUGGGUGUCUUCUAAUUAUAGCCGUCCUUGGUGUCAGGACCAUAGAAUUCAAUACAGAACUAUGUUGAGAGUUCGAAAUAUCCGAAAUCAAUUAAAUAGAUGUUGCGUGAAGUUAGGAUUGAGUACUAUAAAUGCUUCUUUUAAUGGCGACGCUCAAAUGGGUGAAAAUGUAAUGAUUGCAAAAUUAACGAAGUCCUUUAUUAGUGGUUUCCCUUUGAAUAUUGUAAAAUUGACAAGUGGUGGAUACCAGACCAUUGGAAAGUCGAAAGGAGGAUUGAGUGUUACAAUACAUCCAUCAAGUGUGAUAUUUCAAAAUCAAAAAGAAAAGGGUAAGAAAUUAGAAAAAUUUAUCUUGUAUCAGCAACUCAUGCUAACUUCAAAGGAAUUCGUACGGGAUUGUUUACCGAUUCCAAAUAAUUUAUGGUUAACCGAAAUGGUGCCACAAGUUUUUGAUAAUGUAAUUAAUGAUAAGUAA
Messenger RNA from Maudiozyma barnettii, 2754 nucleotides. RefSeq names its product DEAH-box RNA-dependent ATPase PRP2 (gene PRP2). Gene Ontology annotation, cellular component: intracellular anatomical structure; catalytic step 2 spliceosome. Gene Ontology annotation, molecular function: ATP binding; RNA binding. The record is from RefSeq and is a predicted model, not a curated record. Lineage: Eukaryota; Fungi; Ascomycota; Saccharomycetes; Saccharomycetales; Saccharomycetaceae. The transcript has a single exon. Bases 1 to 2754 code for a protein of 917 amino acids.